GACCUCGGCCUCGACCAUUCGGGACGGGAGUCGACCACUGACUGAGGUUGUACUGUUUUGAAUAACUUAAAAUCAACUUUUUAAAUCUAUUGAAUUAGCUCAACCUCAACUAUAAGAAUGGCUGAACAAAAUUCACCUGAGCCACCAGAAUUCAUCCAGUUUCUAUUCUCGGAUAAACCAAAGUUUGAUUGUUUUUUCAUUGUUGGAGAAAAGAGUUUGGUCAAACCUGAGAGGAUUGGAGCAGUGAAGCUAAUGUUAAUGGCUCACAGUCCAGUGUUCAGGUUAGAACUGGAGGAUAGUGGCCUGAAAGAGAAGAAUGAUGUUGCCUUAAAAGACAUGUACCCUGACACCUUCAGAAACGUACUCAAGUAUAUGUACGGGUAUGAUAUCAUUGGAGAUUUGGAAUUUAAUGAGGCGGACAACAUGUUCUAUGUUGCCGAGAAGUAUAUGAUGCCCAGACUGAAGAAUAAGUUGGCUCUGAGGUUGACGACACUUCUGACCCCAGAAAACGUCUGCUCUCUGUUGAAUAACCCAGCUUGUCGAGAUCAACUUCAGCUCAACUCUCACAUCACUCAGAUCCUGCGAUAUGAGACAGACAAAGUGCUGGCAAGUCCACAGUUCUUGGAUGUCUGUGCAGAAGGAUUCAUCACAAUGUUGGAGCAGGAUGGACUCGCAGUUGCUGAGAUUGAGCUGUGGAGAGCUGCUGUAAAGUGGGCCAAACACAAAGUUAACAGUGAAGAUGGGCAAGUGUUGAGACAACAGCUUUCUGGAAUCUCAGAACAUUUGAGGAUUUGCACUUUAAAUGCUGAACAGUUCUGUAAAGAAGUGGCUCCUACAAAAAUACUCAACAACAACGAACUGAUACUUGUGGCACAAUCUAUUGGAAAUACGGAAAAGAUAGAAGAAACAAUCAUAUUCAACAAUGAGUUGGAACCAAGGAAAAGAUUGUUCAAUGAUAUAAGACUAUGCAAACUAUCUAAGUCUGCCUCUUGUCUACAGGAACUCAAACUGACCAACCCUUCAGGACAAUCGUCUGCUCGUGUAACUAACUUUGACAUUCUCACCAAACAGUGUGCUGUAGAGUUGUUGCCAUUGGUUUGUAUGGGACAAAAACGAGACAUAAUGUAUCCUCAAGGCUGGACAUAUCCUGUCAAGGGGAGAGUCACAGUAUACAAGUUUGCAGCUUCUAAUAAUUGGUCUAACCCUCUUGCUGAGCUCACUUUCCACAAGGAAGUAGAGUAUGGGCAAACAUUUAAUGUUCCAUUCACUGAUGAUGGGUAUAAUGUGGUUUUGUUACCACACAGUAAGUAUCAUAUUAAUGUAGAAUUGGAGCAACACGUUCUAUUCUUUAAGUUUGAAAGUGGUUCAAUCUAUGAGAAUGAACAUUUGGUGUUGCAACGCAACAGUACUCAUUUCUGUUCAAAAAGCCUCUGCUAUAGACUGGAAGAUAAUUGAGGAUUGACAAUGUUCUCAGUGAUGUACUUAACUCAGAAGUCACUUUCCUGCAUCAAACAUUCCAAUGACUUAUUAUAUUUUUACGAUAUUGUACAAGGGUAAAUGUGUAAUUAAAUGCUUUGCCUUUUCA
Messenger RNA from Macrosteles quadrilineatus (aster leafhopper), 1585 nucleotides. Its product is annotated as BTB/POZ domain-containing protein 6-like. The coding region runs from base 118 to 1455 and encodes 445 amino acids. The transcript is spliced from 6 exons. Gene Ontology annotation, molecular function: protein binding. Gene Ontology annotation, biological process: neurogenesis. The record is from RefSeq and is a predicted model, not a curated record. NCBI's taxonomy places the organism in Eukaryota, Metazoa, Arthropoda, Insecta, Hemiptera, Cicadellidae. Gene Ontology annotation, cellular component: cytosol; P-body.